UGACAGAAGGUAAGGAAUCAACGUCGAGUAGUGCAGUCGGGGUUCAAGAUGAGCAUCAAGUCAACGACGAUCCCGAUAAUCCUGAGAAGUCUCCUCCUCAUUCCCCUAAUUCUUCCACUCGAAAGAAUUUGGAGAUCCAUCAACCCUCAACAACAGUCAAAGCUGCCGAGCAAAAAAACAAACAACAGUCAAAGUUGUGGUUGGAGUGCCCCAUAAUUCAAAAGUACCAGUGAACGAAGAGAGAUGAUGGGAGCCUCAAAACUGACAUUCAUCUACUUCCGAAAAGAACUCACGGUUAAAAUUUUGGUGCACUUGCAAGUUAAAAGGGCAGUUGGUUUGAGGAAAAACACAUGUAGCAAUGGAAAUAUUGCUUGCUAUGCUGUUCUCCAAAGCUGGGUUUCAAAGAAGUUCAUGACUGGAUGUGUGGUUCUCUUUCCUGUAGCUGUUACAUUUUUUGUCACGUGGUGGUUUAUUCAGCUUGUUGAUGGUUUCUUCAGUCCCAUUUAUGAAAGGCUAGGUAUCGACAUAUUUGGCUUUGGAUUUGUAAUGUCACUAGCUUUCAUAUUCUUUGUUGGUAUGUUUGCCUCAUCAUGGGUGGGUGGCACUGUUUUCUGGCUCGGAGAAUGGUUCAUAAAGAGAAUGCCCUUUGUGAAACACAUAUACUCAGCCUCUAAGCAAAUUACUGCUGCUAUUUCUCCAGACCAAAAUACCACUGCUUUCAAAGAGGUUGCAAUCAUCCGUCAUCCUCGCAUCGGCGAAUACGCAUUUGGUUUUAUCACAUCAUCAGUUGUUCUUCAGAGAGAUAAUGGGGAUGAGGAAUUAUGCAGUGUUUACGUCCCAACGAAUCACUUAUAUAUUGGAGACAUAUUUCUUGUUAAUUCUAAGGAGAUCAUACGGCCAAAUAUGUCUAUUGGAGAAGGCAUAGAGAUCAUCGUUUCCGUGGGUAUGACAAUGCCUCAGGUGAUUGCUCCGAUAGAAAGGAUUCCUCGUCAAGAUGAUACACUCCCUCUUAAUAGAAUGUUGUAAAAUGGAACAGUGAUUUCACAUCCAACUGAUCCACAAUCUUGUACAUUUCUUUCCAAGGAAUUGUUGUGUAGCUUUAUAUGAUUGGAACAUUACUUUUGGGGGACAUGCACUCCUACCGUAUCAUUCACCUGGAAUGAUGUAAUAUUAAUGAACUAUUCCGAUA
This is a messenger RNA of Rhododendron vialii, 1189 nucleotides long. Its product is annotated as protein LIKE COV 2. Lineage: Eukaryota; Viridiplantae; Streptophyta; Magnoliopsida; Ericales; Ericaceae. The coding region runs from base 244 to 1026 and encodes 260 amino acids. The record is from RefSeq and is a predicted model, not a curated record. Gene Ontology annotation, cellular component: Golgi apparatus. The transcript is spliced from 10 exons.